Molecule: messenger RNA, 1011 nt
Organism: Malassezia vespertilionis
Lineage: Eukaryota; Fungi; Basidiomycota; Malasseziomycetes; Malasseziales; Malasseziaceae
Exons: 1
Coding region: 1-1011 (336 amino acids)
Biological process (GO): nuclear polyadenylation-dependent rRNA catabolic process; exonucleolytic trimming to generate mature 3'-end of 5.8S rRNA from tricistronic rRNA transcript (SSU-rRNA, 5.8S rRNA, LSU-rRNA); U1 snRNA 3'-end processing
Cellular component (GO): nuclear exosome (RNase complex); cytoplasmic exosome (RNase complex)
Source: RefSeq, a predicted model, not a curated record
AUGUCAAACGCCACGCUUUCGCGUGCGGAACAAAAUUACGUCCUGGAUGGACUUGCGUUGCCGACACCGCAGCGUCAGGAUGGAAGAAAGCUCGAAGACUAUCGUCCUAUUUCUGUCGAGGCACCUUUUUCGGAGCAGGCGAAUGGGUCUGCGCGAGUCAGCAUAGACGGCACGCAAGUGCUGUGCGGCGUUAAGCUGGAAAUGGAGGCGUACGACCCGCCGCAUGUCACGGUGCAGGAUGGAAAAAUGGCGCGCGAUUUUGCUCCGUUGCUUCCGCCGUUGUCCCGGGUGCAAGUCGGUGUUGAAUACUCGCCGGCGCUGCUGCAUUCGCACACGCCGCAAGAGUUGAGUGUGCUUUCAACGUCUGUACAGGACAUGCUUAAUGCGUGCUUUGGGCUACAUGGAGAUGCAUUGGGUCCUUUGCCGGUGCGCCAGUUCAUUGUAGUUCCUUACGCCAAAUUCUGGUUGAUGCGCAUAGACGUCUACGUCCUAUCCUGGAGUGGCGGGAAUGUCUUGGAUACCCUAUUUGCAAGCGUCUUUGCUGCGCUGUGGAACACGAAGCUUCCAAAAACCAAGCUACUGUCUGUGGACAAAGCCGUUGAUGCAUUGAACCAGCCGGUGCUUACGGACGAUGAUCAUGUGGGCAUGAAAUAUAUCACGCGCGGCCGCAAAAACGAAGCUGCGAGUACCGGCGCCACCGAUUUUGCGUUGGAAAAUGAAUGGGAAGAUGGGGUGUCGCUGGAAGGGCGGAGCGAAGUGCCCGUGUGCAUUUCUGUAUACCCUGUUGGAAACGACUUUUUACUCGAUCCACGUUUGGAAGAGGAAAGUGCAUUGCGCGUCUCAAUUUCCGUGCUCUGCUCCGCAAGCGGCAAGCUUUACGGCGUACAACAGCGGGGUGAUGGCGAAGUGACGAUGGCCGUGGUGGACAAGGCGAUCCAGGCAGGAAUCCACCAUGCAAAGCAGCUUGCAGCAUCACUCAAGACGUUUGGCACAGCGCCACACCAUGUAUAA